AUGGAGGUGGGGCUUUGUGUACUGGUGGUGCUUGGUGUGGUGGUGGAACUGGUGUGUGGCAUGGAGGUGGUGCCUGGUGUGGGGGUGGUGGUGGAUGAUGUGGAUGGUGGUGGUGGCGUGGUGGUGGUGGUUGGUGAGGUGGGCAAUGGUGUGGUGGUGGUGCUUGAUGUGGUGGGCAAUGGUGUGGUGGAGGUGGUGCUUGGUGUGGGGGCGGUGGUUGGUGUGCAGGUGGAGGUGGUGGUUGGUGUGGUGGGCAAUGGUGUGGUGGUGGUGGGUGUGGUGGUGGUUGGUGUGGAGGUGAAGGUGGUGGUUGGUGUGGUGGGCAAUGGUGUGGAGGUGGAGGUGGGGCUUUGUGUGGUGGUAGCGCUGAAUGAUAUAGGUGGUGUGGUGGUGGCGAUGAAUGACGUGGGGGGUGUGGAUGGUAGUGGUGGGGCGGUGGUGGGACUUGGUGGGGUGGUGGCAAUGAAUGAUGUAGGUGGUGUAGUGGUGGUGUUUGGUGUGGUGGUGGCGAUGGAUGACGUGGGGGGUGUGGAUGGUGGUGAUGGUGCGGUGGUGGGGCUUGGUGGGGUGGGGAAUGGUGUGGUGGUGGUGUUUGGUGUGAUGGUGGGGAUGAAUGAUGUAGGUGGUGUGGUGGUGGUGCUUGGUGUGGUGGUGGCGAUGAAUGACGUGGGGCAUUGUGUGGUGGUGGUGCUUGGUGUGGUGGUGGUGAAUGACGUGGGUGGUGUCGAUGGUGGUGGUGGUGUGGUGGUGGGGCUUGGUGGUGUGGGGAAUGGUGUGGUGGAGGUGGUGCUCGACGGAAUUGUGGUUGUGCUAUGUGUGGUGGUGGUGCUUGGUGUGGUGGUGGCGAGUGACGUGGGUGGUGUCGAUGGUGGUGGUGGUGUGGUGGUGGUGCUUGGUGGGGUGGGGAAUGGUGUGGUGGUUGUGGUUGGUGUGGUGGUUGGUGUAGUGGAUACCCUUUAUCAUUAUCACUUUGAGAUGGAAUGA
Messenger RNA from Vigna radiata var. radiata (mung bean), 984 nucleotides. Its product is annotated as PE-PGRS family protein PE_PGRS16-like. The record is from RefSeq and is a predicted model, not a curated record. The coding region runs from base 1 to 984 and encodes 327 amino acids. Lineage: Eukaryota; Viridiplantae; Streptophyta; Magnoliopsida; Fabales; Fabaceae. The transcript is spliced from 4 exons.